UCUCCAGCUGCCAGGGCUUCAGUGAGCUGACUAUGAGGACCUGAGUGGUACAGAAGGGACCUGGCUGGAGUGGGACAUGACUGAGCAGCAUUUUGGAAAGGAAUCAGAAGCCGUUGAAUCAGCGGUGAGCCUGUUGAAAAAAACCCACACCUGGAUUUCACAGCACUUGGGGUAGAAAUUGGAUGUGAAAAUGAAGCCAGACCGAGAUACCCUGGAUGAAUAUUUUGAAUACGAUGCUGAAGAGUUCUUGGUCUCUCUGGCCUUGCUAAUAACUGAAGGACGAACGCCUGAAUGUUCUGUAAAAGGUCGAACGGAAAGUUUCCACUGCCCUCCUGCACAGUCUUGUUACCCAGUAACCACCAAACAUGAAUGCAAUGACAAGCUGGCCCAGUGUCGCCAAGCCAGACGCACCAGGUCUGAGGUCACCCUGCUGUGGAAGAACAACCUGCCCAUCAUGGUGGAGGUAAUGCUGCUGCCAGACUGCUGCUACAGUGACGACGGGCCCAGUACAGAAGGGGCUGAUCUGAAUGACCCUGCCAUUAAGCAGGAUGCGUUGUUACUCGAAAGGUGGAUCCUGGAGCCAGUUCCUCGGCAGAAUGGUGAGCGAUUCGUUGAAGAGAAGACCCUUCUGUUGGCUGUCCGCUCCUUUGUGUUUUUUUCUCAGUUAAGUGCGUGGCUGAGUGUUUCUCAUGGUGCUAUUCCACGAAAUAUUCUUUACAGAAUCAGUGCUGCUGACAUCGACCUCCAGUGGAAUUUUUCACAAUCUCCAAUAGAACAUGUGUUCCCUGUUCCCAACAUUUCUCACAAUGUGGCCUUGAAAGUCAGCGUUCAGUCCUUACCCAGGCAGUCCAAUUACCCGGUUUUGACAUGUAGUAUUCACACCAACAUUGGUCUUUAUGAGAAAAGAAGUCAAGAGCAUGAACUUAAAAACCAUCAGCACUGCAAUCCUAAUGAAGUAGAGCAAAGUAGUCCAAACAGUUCCCAGCGUCUGUGCAGCAAACCAACAUGGACCAUGGGCCCUGAAAGUGUCCUACACGUGAAACAUGGCACAACUUCUGAGUAUACUACAGCCAUCAAAAAUGUGAAACUGUAUCCUGGCCCUGGCAGUAAACGUGACCAUGGGACAUCUCAAGCCAACAUUCUGGGAUUUGGUGGCAUGGGAGAUAGAAAGUCACAUGAAGCAUCCGUGAGAACUUUAAAAUCAUUUUCACUGACUGGUUCUGGUGUUUCUAGCCGCCAGAGUUCCUGGCAGUCAGGUGGGGAGACUAACCCUUUAAUAGACUCUUUAAUUCAGGAUCGACAGGAAGUGAUUGCAAGGAUUGCUCAGCAUUUGAUUCAUUGUGACCCAAGCCCUUCAAAUAUUUCUGGCCCACCAUUUAAUACUCAAGGCUCUAGUCCACUGAAUUCAAAAAUUUACCAAGAGAAUGAAAAUGUAAGAAAAUGUAAAGACACUUUCUCCGUUUCUUUUGGUAGUCCAGACUUGACCUCAGAAGACACCCAUGAAGGGAAAACUCAGGUAAAAGCAGAAACUCCACGGAGUGAAACUUGUAUGUCCAGUGGGCCUUACUGUCGGCUGUCUACUGGAGAGGCGAAUCCUCUGAUAGGCUCUCUGCUGCAGGAGCGGCAGGAUGUCAUUGCGAGAAUUGCCCAGCACUUAGAGCACAUUGAUCCUGCGACAUCACGUGUUCCCCGGCCCACCUUCACCAUGCUGGAUUCCACUUCAGGUCUUUCCAAGGUAUUUAGGAGCUCCUAUGAAGACAAGCAAUUGUUGAAGACAAAUAAAGAUGAUGGCUCUGUGUCUGUUUCCCAUGGAAAAUUUUCCUUGCUAGGAGACAACAGUGAUGGGGAAAACUUGAUACCUAGAAAACCGUUCAGUUCUUUUAAAUGCAACAGUAAAGAAAAGUCUUCUUUGAAACCUCAAAUAAGAAACCAGUGUCAGAACAAUGCUACCGAAAUCAUCCAAAGCAUGUGUCAGGAGACACAGAACAAAGUUACUAGUUUAUCCACUUCCUUGAAUAUGUCUCAUUGCAAGGAAAAUAACUUAGAUUUGCUGAACAGAUUAGAAAAUACACUUUCGGAGACCCAGUUUAAGGAGCAAGAAAUUACUAAUGCAGUUGACAAACAGUAUUCAAAAUGCAGCAGUAUUGAAAAAAAGAUUUGUACAAAUAAAUAUAAGGAAAAAAUACUAAAAAAUGAGAAUUGUAAUCCGGACUCUUUUGAUAGUCUCCAACUUGAUAAUUCAAAAACAGUUGACUCACGAAUAAAAGUCAAUAUGUGGGAAAUGUCUGAAUAUUUGAACAAGUGUGAAAAUAAUUGUUCAAAUAAAGACUCAAAAAAGCCCAAGACAUGUGAUCAAAAUACUCACCUUAAUAGCAUAGAAAAUUAUCUCCAUAAAGAUAACGAAGGUUUCAAAUGCAAAAAGUUAGACAAAUUAAAAAAUGAGCAGGAUAAGAAAGAAGAUUCAACUGAAGAAAAAUCUCAAAACUGUUCUCCAAGGAAAAAUACAAAAGACUGUUUGUCUACAUGUGAACGACUGAAAAGUACCGAAGUGUUGAGGGGUACACUGAAACAUUCAAGCAUCUGGCGGAAACAUAAUUUUCAUUCCUUAGAUGGAACCUCAACAAGAGCCUUUCAUCCCCGAACUGGAUUGCCUCUUCUUUCAAGUCCUGUUCCUCAAAGAAAAACACAAUCAGGUUGCUUUGAUCUGGAUUCUUCAUUGCUGCGUCUGAAAAGCAUUUCAUCGAGAAGUGCUCAACCAUGUUUAAAUAUUGAAGAUGCUCCUGAUAUUCAUGAAAAACCUUUUUUGAGUUCUAGUGCUCCACCUAUAACAAGUCUCAGUCUCCUAGGAAAUUUUGAGGAAUCUGUUUUGAAUUACCGUUUAGAUCCCCUUGGAGUAGUUGACGGCUUCACUGCCGAGGUAGGAGCAAGUGGUAUUUUCUGUCCCACGCACUUGACUCUUCCAGUUGAAGUGUCAUUCUACAGUGUUUCAGAUGACAAUGCUCCGUCUCCUUAUAUGGGUGUGAUUACUUUAGAGUCCCUUGGUAAAAGGGGUUAUCGAGUACCUCCUUCAGGAACAAUACAAGUGACCUUAUUUAAUCCUAAUAAGACUGUGGUGAAGAUGUUUGUUGUGAUAUAUGACUUACGAGAUAUGCCAGCCAAUCAUCAGACAUUCCUACGACAAAGAACUUUCUCUGUUCCGGUUAAGCAAGAAAUGAAGAGAAGCGUCAAUAAACAGAGUAUCCGGCAUACAGAACGGUUACUACGCUACCUCAUACAUCUGAGGUUCCAGAGUUCUAAAUCUGGAAAGAUCUACCUCCAUCGAGACGUUCGGCUCCUGUUCUCUAGGAAGUCAAUGGAGGUUGAUAGCGGUGCUGCAUAUGAACUCAAAUCUUACACUGAAUCGCCAACAAACCCUCAGUUUUCACCACGAUGUUGAUAAGGAAUAACAAUUUCAAGUAUUCGCUCAGUACCCAAGUUUGGAAGUAAAUCUUAGCCUAAAAUGGAGUGUACCAAUUUUACAAUCAGGAGAGUAGAUCCUUUCCUGUUGUUCUGGACCAGUUUUUUUUUUUUUUUUUAAGGAUUCCUAAAAUGAGGCCCACAAAUUCCAAGUAGACUGGAAACACUCAUGCCCUAAUUCUUUUUGUACUGUUGAAACCACUUCAUUGGACACGUUGCAAUAGCAGAACCCCCUGUUUAGAUUAGUGUUUACACAUUUUAUUUCUGUUAUUUAAUAUUUAAUGUUUUUCUUAAUACUCAGAAGUGAUGUUUGUCUUAGUGUUCUAAUGUAGCACAAAUCCUGUGUCAAAUCAUACUGUGUAUUUUUGACCUUGACGUUUAAAUCUGAAAUAUAUGCACAAGUCUUUAAUUUUCGUGUGGUGUGCUUUAAGCGCUAUUUCUUUAAGCUAUUGAGAAUGAGAAUGAAAUGUUGAGCUUCUUUAAGAUUAAUGCACUAUGCAAGCAUGUGUAUUUUUUAUAUUGCUGGUAUGUGGUUUUGACAGCAUCCCAGCUACAUUGCUGGCUCGUGAAAUAGCCCUUUACCAUGCUGUAUGGCAGAGCAAGGCAGACAAGCUGCUUCACAGCCCUGGUGCAAGCUCACGUCCUCAUGCCCAUUCGUAGUCCUUUCAGGAUUUCUUGUUCCCCAGACAGUUCCGUUUUCCUUACUACCUUUAGCUGCUUUCCAUUGAAGUGCUGUCCCUUGCUAGAUAAUUUUCUCAAGUUGUUAAAAAAAAAUAAAGAAUAUGUACUUUGAAAAUAAAUUAGUAUUUAUAUUGUAAA
Dipodomys spectabilis (banner-tailed kangaroo rat) is the source of this 4275-nucleotide messenger RNA. RefSeq names its product family with sequence similarity 214 member A (gene Atosa). Lineage: Eukaryota; Metazoa; Chordata; Mammalia; Rodentia; Heteromyidae. The record is from RefSeq and is a predicted model, not a curated record. The transcript is spliced from 13 exons. The coding region runs from base 191 to 3436 and encodes 1081 amino acids.